Theobroma cacao (cacao) is the source of this 2212-nucleotide messenger RNA. Its product is annotated as cationic amino acid transporter 1. Gene Ontology annotation, biological process: amino acid transport; transmembrane transport. Gene Ontology annotation, molecular function: L-glutamate transmembrane transporter activity; L-lysine transmembrane transporter activity. NCBI's taxonomy places the organism in Eukaryota, Viridiplantae, Streptophyta, Magnoliopsida, Malvales, Malvaceae. Gene Ontology annotation, cellular component: plasma membrane. The record is from RefSeq and is a predicted model, not a curated record.
UCUCACAGAUUUCCCGCGUUCAAUUAUAAGAAGGCCUCUCUCUCUCUCCCUUCGUCGUCGUGUCAUUUCAGACAACCACCGGCCGUCAACGGAUUCUCGCUUUAACCAGGAUGGGGGUGAACGGUGCAGUCGGAGAGGAAGGGAUCAGGAGAAGAGGAUGUUCAUGCACAAAAGACGAUUUUCUCCCUGAGGAGUCGUUCAAGAGCUGGGGCAAUUAUGUACAAGCCCUCAAGGAAACUCCGAGCCGGUUCAUGGACCGGGUGCUCACCCGAUCGCUCGACUCGACGGAGCUCCACGAGAUUAAGGGUCGGAGCCAGCAUGAGAUGAAGAAGAACCUCUCAUGGUGGGACCUCAUUUGGUUCGGUAUCGGUGCCGUCAUCGGCGCCGGCAUUUUCGUUCUCACCGGACUCCAAGCGAAGGAAGUCGCAGGCCCCGCCGUCGUGUUAUCCUACGUGAUUUCCGGUGUCUCCGCCAUGCUUUCCGUGUUUUGUUACACUGAGUUUGCUGUUGAAAUUCCUGUUGCAGGUGGCUCGUUUGCCUACCUUAGAGUGGAGUUAGGUGACUUCAUGGCCUUCAUUGCAGCUGGUAAUAUUCUCCUGGAGUAUGUUAUUGGAGGUGCUGCGGUGGCCCGGUCAUGGACUUCCUACUUUGCCACUCUCUGCAAUCACCAACCUGAGGAUUUCCGCAUCAUAGUCCACAGCAUGCCAGCGGACUAUGGGCAUCUUGAUCCUAUUGCUGUUGUUGUUGUCUCUGUCAUCUGUGUCCUCGCUGUCCUUAGCACCAAGGGCUCAUCGCGCUUCAAUUACAUUGCCUCUGUCAUCCAUGUUAUCGUCAUUCUCUUCAUAAUCAUUGCUGGCUUCACGAAAGCUGACCCCAAGAACUACAGCGAUUUUACUCCCUUCGGUGUUCGUGGUAUUUUCAAGUCUUCAGCUGUGCUUUUCUUUGCAUAUGUUGGUUUCGAUGCUGUUUCAACAAUGGCUGAAGAGACCAAAAACCCUGCUCGUGAUAUCCCUAUUGGUCUUGUUGGCUCGAUGGUUAUAACCACGACUGCAUAUUGUUUGCUUGCUGUGGCAUUGUGCCUAAUGCAACCAUUCUCGCAGAUUGAUAAGGAUGCCCCAUUUUCAGUAGCAUUUGAAGCUGUCGGGUGGUCAUGGGCUAAGUACAUCGUUGCUGCUGGUGCGUUGAAAGGCAUGACAACUGUUUUGCUCGUCAGUGCUGUUGGUCAAGCACGAUAUCUCACACAUAUUGCACGAACCCACAUGAUGCCACCAUGGCUCGCACAAGUGCAUCCAAAGACUGGGACGCCCAUCAAUGCUACCAUUGUCAUGCUUACUGCAACAGCAAUCAUCGCCUUCUUUACAGAUCUUGGCAUUCUCGCAGAUCUUCUAUCAAUAUCAACAUUAUUCAUCUUCAUGCUUGUUGCUCUUGCUCUUCUCGUUCGCCGUUACUAUGUCAGUGGUGAGACGACUAUGGCAGACCGUAACAAACUCAUCGCCUGCAUCGCCCUCAUCCUUGGAUCUUCAAUUGCAUCAGCUUUGUACUGGGGUAUAAGUGAUGACAACGAUUGGAUUACAUACGUGAUUACAGUACCAAUCUGGUUCUUUGCCACCAUGGCAAUUCAGAUUUUCGUCCCUCAUGCUAGGAAUCCAAAACUAUGGGGUGUACCAUUGGUACCAUGGCUACCAUCGGCUUCCAUUGCUAUCAACAUUUUCCUCCUGGGAUCAAUAGAUGGAGCAUCCUUCAUCAGGUUCGGUAUUUGGACUUGUGUCCUGCUAUUGUACUAUUUCUUCUUUGGAUUACAUGCAUCCUAUGAUACCGCAAAGGAAUCAGGAGAAAACAAGGUUGCAGAUGGAUGGAAGAAAGUCGAAGAAGGCGUCACCUCUUCAGAGGCCAAGUCUGGCUUACAAGUUACAAAUUCUAGUUAGUUUAACAGUAUGUUCACUUUAAUAUAUGGGAAUUGCGAUCAAUGUGUGUGUAAUUGGUCUUUUAUUCUUAUUGUCUUACUUUCCGGAACUUCUCUCUCGAAGGAGAAAUGAGUGUUUGUUUAUAUAGGAAAGUACAAAGAUUUUCUGUUCAUGUUGUCGCAGAUUCCUUUCGGGGUUCAGUGUGAAUAUUUUAUCUGUGAAAAAAAAAAUAAUAAUAAUAACAUGAAAAAGAGUUUGAUUUAAUCAUGCUUUCCACACUUGGUAUAAGCAUGAGAUUUCGUGAUUAA